Messenger RNA from Chelonoidis abingdonii (Abingdon island giant tortoise), 4364 nucleotides. NCBI's taxonomy places the organism in Eukaryota, Metazoa, Chordata, Testudines, Testudinidae. The record is from RefSeq and is a predicted model, not a curated record.
GGGAGGAUAGAAAGGAGCAGGGGCAUGUGGAUAUUGGCUAUCUUCUUGUUCCAGAGCAUCUUAAAUGUUUUCAGUGAAGAUCUACAUGCCAGCCUGUAUUUUGUCAAUGCAUCUUUGCAAGAGGUAGUGUUUGCUAGCACCACAGGGACACUGGUGCCCUGUCCUGCAGCAGGGAUCCCUCCUGUGACACUCAGAUGGUACCUAGCAACGGGCGAGGAGAUCUAUGAUGUCCCAGGGAUCCGCCACGUCCACCCCAAUGGCACUCUCCAAAUUUUCCCCUUCCCUCCUUCAAGCUUUAAUAACUUAAUCCAUGAUAACACUUACUAUUGCACAGCUGAAAAUCCUUCAGGGAAAAUCAGAAGUCAGGAUGUUCACAUUAAGGCCGUUUUACGGGAACCCUACACAGUCCGUGUGGAGGACCAGAAAGCCAUGAGAGGCAAUGUAGCGGUCUUCAAGUGCAUUAUCCCCUCCUCUGUGGAGGCGUACAUCACUGUUGUCUCUUGGGAGAAAGACACAGUCUCACUUGUCUCAGGAUCUAGAUUUCUCAUCACCUCCACGGGAGCCUUGUAUAUUGUAGAUGUACAGAAUGAAGAUGGAUUGUAUAACUACCGAUGUAUCACACGGCACAGAUACACUGGAGAAACAAGACAAAGCAACAGCGCAAGACUUUUUGUAUCAGACCCAGCAAACUCAGCACCGUCUAUUCUGGAUGGGUUUGACCAACGUAAAGCCAUGGCAGGACAGCGAGUGGAGCUGCCUUGCAAAGCAUCGGGGCACCCAGCACCAAAGUACCGUUGGCUGAAGGACAAUGUUCCCUGGGAGCCAGAUAGCAGGUUUCGGCAGACAGUCACAGGUCUGCUGAUAGAGAACACACGUCCUUCAGACUCAGGCAACUACGUUUGUGAGGUGUGGAACAACUAUGGUACUGCUGAGGUGAUAGGGCAUCUACAUGUAAAACAGCCUCUGAAAGCCACAAUCAGUCCACGGAAAGUUAAAAGCAGUGUUGGUAGUCAAGUGUCCUUGUCCUGCAGUGUGACUGGAACUGAGGACCAAGAACUCUCCUGGUACCGAAAUGGUGAAAUCAUCAACCCUGGAAACAAUGUGAGGAUAAUGGGGAUCAACCGUGAGAAUCUCAUUAUGGAUGGCAUGGUCAAAAGUGAUGGUGGAGCGUACCAGUGCUUUGUACGCAAGGACAAGAUGUCUGCUCAAGACUAUGUUCAGGUGGUGCUAGAAGAUGGAACUCCCAAAAUCAUUUCUGCCUUCAGUGAGAAAGUGGUGAGUCCAGGAGAGCCUGUCUCCCUUAUGUGCAAUGUGAAGGGGACUCCUCUGCCUACAGUCACCUGGACACUAGAUGAAGAUCCCAUAAUCAAAGAUGGUAAUCACCGUAUCAGCCAGAUUAUCACCUCUGAGGGCAACGUGGUCAGCUACCUGAAUAUCUCUAACACUCAAGUUCGAGAUGGGGGAGUCUAUCGCUGUACUGCCAACAACUCUGCUGGAGUCAUCCUGUACCAGGCUCGAAUAAACGUAAGAGGGCCAGCAAGCAUCCGUCCAAUGAAAAAUAUCACAGCAAUAGCAGGACGGGACACCUAUAUACAUUGCCGUGUGAUUGGCUAUCCAUAUUACUCCAUUAAAUGGUACAAGAACUCUGACCUGCUUCCUUUUAACCAUCGCCAAGUAGCAUUCGAAAACAAUGGAACUCUGAAACUCUCAGAUGUGCAGAAGGAAGUGGAUGAGGGGGAAUAUACAUGCAAUGUUCUGGUUCAGCCCCAGCUGUCUACAAGCCAGAGUGUACAUGUGACUGUAAAAGUUCCACCUUUCAUCCAGCCUUUUGAGUUUCCAAGGUUCUCCAUUGGACAGCGAGUCUUCGUUCCAUGUGUUGUGGUCUCAGGGGAUUUGCCAAUCACAAUCACCUGGCAGAAGGAUGGCAGGCCAAUCCCAGCCAGUCUUGGAGUAACCAUUGACAACAUUGAUUUCACCAGCUCCUUAAGGAUUUUUAAUCUUUCACUGAUGCACAAUGGGAAUUAUACCUGUAUAGCUAGAAAUGACGCUGCAGCUGUGGAGCGCCAAAGCCAAUUAAUUGUGAGAGUUCCCCCUAGAUUUGUGGUUCAACCAAGUGAUCAAGAUGGGAUUUAUGGUAAAGCUGUAAUCCUCAAUUGUUCUGCAGAGGGUUAUCCUGUACCCACCAUUGUCUGGAAGUACUCAAAAGGUGCUGGGGUUCCCCAGUUCCAGCCCAUUGCCUUGAAUGGCCGUAUCCAGCUUCUCACAAAUGGCUCCUUGUUGAUUAAACAUGUGCUGGAGGAAGACAGUGGAUACUACCUCUGCAAGGUCAGCAAUGAUGUGGGAGCGGACGUCAGCAAGUCCAUGUACCUCACUGUUAAAAUGACCCCUUGUUCCUACAGUAAAGCCAGUGAAUGAUAAUGGAGCUUGCAGUGUGCUUACCUCAGCAAAGUAACUCCAGCUAAUCACCCAUGGUGUGGCUGUAAAGGAAGAUAAAAAUUACCAUCUGUAGCAUGUUCAAAAAACCAUUAUAGGUAGAACAAUUGUCUCACGGUGUUAAGUUCACUGUGAACAAGCCCAGCUAUUCUGACUGCUAUUUCUUCAUCUGGCCUUAUUCCACAUUUUGCAGUUCCAUGGUCAAUAAAUAGUGUUUUCCAUGACAAAACUCCAGUUGUACACUCUGUGUUUUAUUACUUUCUCCUUCUAUGUUCUGCCAUCUUGAGCCAAAGUUUAAAAUUUCUUAUCUGUUGCAGCCACCUUAGGCAGAGGGGGCUGAGAUUCUGUCCAAUGGAAAAGGGAGAUUCCAUAGUUCAAUGACUUAAACAUCUCAUCAGAACAAUGGAGUAAGUAAAGGCAAAAAAUAAUAAAAAAAUUAAUUCAGCUGAACUGAAAGCAGCAUAUACACCCCCAAAGUGCCUUUUUCUUGCCAUACUCAAUUGCCUUGCCUUUUUCUACCCCACCCUCCUGGCCAAAGGAUGAGUGUAUCUUUCUUGAAAUAUGUAGGUAUAAACAAACUAUUGGGAGCCUCUGUUCUAAUUUCAAGUAAAUGUUGAUGGAUUGUAGUACUUUUAUUUUUGAAUGCAGGCUGGGAGAAGCUAGAGAAAAGCUAUGGUAAAUCUUGAAAACAUGCAAAGGUUCCCUAGACACAAAUACUCACUCUUGUUAGUAUAACAGGCCCCUUUUUAUUCUAAUGAGGUCCUCCCACUAUGAGAAAUAAACAAGCUCUGAGUGCUGUUUGCUGCCUCUUCAGACCAUCGGCACAGCUUUGAUUUAAGGACUUGCACUUUAAUCACCCAUCAUGUGUCAUUACCCCGACAGGCGGCAGCAGCCGCAAGAUACAAGUGCCAGUAAAUUGCACUGAAAGUCGCUGAAGCGACCCUUUGUUGAUUUUCUUUUACAGCUAUUCCAUGGCAGAUCAGCCGUCAUAACAACACAGUGCUUGUGGCAACAGGGUGAAAUUAAACGUGAAGUAUGUUCAAGGUAGCUGGUAGAAAACUGGAAUAUCCCUUUUUUUCUGUAGAUCUGAAUGCUUUUUACUUUUCUUACUAAUGUCAAGCCUGUGGCAAAUGGCUGAAACGACUGCUAUAUCUCGUCAGAUAAUUGCCAGAUGCACUACAGUACAAAUAUUAAAGUGCUUUUGUGUGCAAAUCAUUACAUUACCAUCAUUUUUUAAAGAAGAGACUGGAAAUGUGCUCUCUUUUUUUAAAGAAAGAACCCUGUUGUAAUUGGCUAUGCGGGAGAAAAAAAAUAGCAGCGCCUUUUUCUUUCCCAGGAGACUAGCUGCACCAGCAGUGCUGCUAGCAGGAGGAUUAAACAUAGAGAUUCUUACCCUAAGGCAAAUAUAGAUAAGUAUAUAUAGACCUACAAUAUCUUUUUAUCUGGAUAAAUGACAUCGCACUCAUUAUCUUUUCUUGUAAAUAGUCAUCUCUCCAAGCCCUGUGGUGUUUGCAUAACAAAAUUAAACAUGAAGUAUAUGUGGAUUUUUUUUUAAUACUUACAUAGAGAACAUUCAGUUGGGACUGUAAUUCUAUUUUCAGAAGUGUUCUGCUGUCAGAGGUAGCAUAAGGAAUGUAAAAUAUUAAGGCAUCAUGGCAGAGGUGAUCAGCGCAGCAAAGUCAUUACCAUUUCCUGCUUCAAAGCCUUCUUUCAAACUUACUUUUGCCAUGAGACCUGUAGGAAACUAGCCAAUUACUACUGUAUAGUCUGAAGGAGAUGAUGUAGUGUAGCCAAUAUUUUAUUUCUUUAUAUUUAAAAGUGUAUAAAUAAUCACGAUAGGUGAAAUGUGUAUAAAACUACAGAUAUUUUCACUGUAUCCCUCUUCCCUGCCCUUGGUAUGUUGCGCGUCCUAUUAAACUGUAACUUUUUUU